Messenger RNA from Aplysia californica (California sea hare), 1978 nucleotides. RefSeq names its product monocarboxylate transporter 12. The record is from RefSeq and is a predicted model, not a curated record. NCBI's taxonomy places the organism in Eukaryota, Metazoa, Mollusca, Gastropoda, Aplysiida, Aplysiidae. The transcript has a single exon. Gene Ontology annotation, molecular function: monocarboxylic acid transmembrane transporter activity. Gene Ontology annotation, biological process: monocarboxylic acid transport; transmembrane transport. The coding region runs from base 611 to 1978 and encodes 455 amino acids.
GGUGGAUAGGUUGGUUCUGGCCAUAGGAGGUUUUGUUCGUAGAGGGGCUAUCGUGGCGUUUCUGCGCUGCAAAAUUAUGCAUUAGCGUCACCUCAAUUAGGUUACUGAACCUACCAGACGUCAAGGAACAUGUUUGCAUGAUCACAACGUGUCAGGGCCCGAUAAUGGUUUGAAUCAAACCCGAAAGCUAAUUCUCCUUCAAUUAUGACACGCUAUUAUAUGAAAAGUAGCCCCAUUGUGAUUUCCACUUGAUUUAAUGGGAUUUUCAAAUUUAAUGUUUUGUUUGUGGUGGCUGAUAGUUCUACUUCUUAUGUUGACUUAGUUUUGUCUGAUUAUUACUAGCGUUACCACUCUAAAUGACCAACCAUCUUCACAUGUGCUUUCCAUUGAUCUAAUUAAAGCUUUAUAUUCCCUUUCUUUCAUUGUGAACCCAAAGAUAAGUGUGAAGAAAAAAAAACCUUCACAACUUCAGAUCCCGUUUCGUACCUUGGCAGUUUCCCUCUUCCCAAUAACGAAAUUUAACCGAGUAAUUGUUCUGCUCAAUGGCUUCUAACCAUUACAAGUGUAUACGUCUCCAGUUAUCAAUGUUCAAGAAAUGCUUUAGGCUCACAUGAUUCUAAUCCCCAAAUUUUGCAAAUCUUGUUUCAGUGUGAGGACAUCUGUGAUGCUCGGUGGAAUCAUAUUCUCUGCUGGCGUGUACUUGACUGGAUAUGCGUCAAACAUAUACCUCCUCUUCCUAUACUACGGACUUCUACAAGGUGUGGGACGUGGUCUGUUCAGUGGCCCCGCCCUGGUUAUUGUUAACAAGUACUUUGACAAGCAUCGGAGUCUGGCUACAGGCCUGGGCACGUCGGGAGUGGGGGUUGGUACGUUUGCGAUUACAACUCUUACACAAUACCUCUUCGACAACUACGAUUUCCAAAGUAUUUUUCUCAUUCUGUCCGGAGUGGCUCUACAUGUGUUGCUCGUAGCAAUGUUAUUUAGACCUCUCAGUUGGAGUAAAAAGUAUCAAAGUAUUAACAAUAGACAACACAGCAACAAAAAGACUGAUAUUCCCACCAUAUCACAAACCAGAAACAGCAUUUCGUCGUCGACCCUCUAUGGUCUUCAGAGUACUGAGAGUUUGGACAAAGAAUCCAGUACCUGUAGCAGUGAAUAUGGACACUUUGAGAGAUCAACAAAUGACCUGCUCACUAUGGAAGAUGGCAAAUCCAGAAAAUCACAGGAAAAAGACAAAAGUAAGAAGGAUGACUCAGAGGAAAACUAUGACUGCUGCUUGAGAGACACCUUUCAAAUCCUCUUCCCUGUGGACAAUAUUGACGGGGUUAAAAAGUCGGAUAAAAAAUUGUUUGAAUUUCAUUUGUUACGUAAUCCUUCUUUUUUAUUGUUUUGUAUUAGUAUCCUUUUGUUCACCAUGGCUUUUAAAGCGGCCUUCACCUUUAUGGCAGCACUCGCGGAGUCUCGAGGGAUCUCCCCAACCAACGCUACUCUCAUCCUCUCCAUCGCUGGGGCUACAGACACUUUCGGGCGUAUCGGCGCCGGCAUAAUCCUAGGCUUUCCGCGUUUGCGAUCGCUUCGGCAUAUUUUCUUCAACUUCUUUGUUUUUGCCAUUGCAUCCAUUUCAUUUGUUAUGCCCUUGCUUCAGAGCUUCGUCUUCUUCUGCAUUGUCUGCGGUCUGUACGGCAUUUUAACAGGUGCUUACGUCUCACAGAAGUCUGUAGUCCUGGCUGACAUGCUGGGAGCAAAGCAGAUCUCAAGUUCCUUCGGGAUGCUUAUCUGUUUCCAGGGCUUUGGGACUCUCCUUGGAGUGCCUCUGUCUGGUGCUCUUAAAGAUUUCUUUGGAAAUUACGAUGGGGUUUUCUACCUGGGUGGAGCCAGCAUGGCGGUAGCAGGGAUACUUAUGCUUGCCAGCAACAUCGUGCUUUGGAGGCAAAAGCGUCAAGAGAAAGAGGAGAACGCGUCAUCGACAAAACAAUAA